Trichoplusia ni (cabbage looper) is the source of this 4180-nucleotide messenger RNA. RefSeq names its product DNA helicase MCM9 (gene Prp18). The transcript is spliced from 18 exons. Gene Ontology annotation, molecular function: single-stranded DNA helicase activity; ATP binding; single-stranded DNA binding. Lineage: Eukaryota; Metazoa; Arthropoda; Insecta; Lepidoptera; Noctuidae. Gene Ontology annotation, cellular component: spliceosomal complex; MCM complex; nucleus. The record is from RefSeq and is a predicted model, not a curated record. Gene Ontology annotation, biological process: RNA splicing; double-strand break repair via homologous recombination.
UUAAAAGUCAUUUCAGCGUGACAUAUUGUUGAAAUUGUGUCAAUUGUGUUUUCGACUCUUCGUAUGAUCUUGAUGAUAUUUUAGCCAAAACAUUAUUUUGUUUGUGUAUUGAUAAUUUGAUACUCUAGAGCUAUGGAUAUUUUGAAAGCUGAAAUUGCACGUAAACGAAAACUUCUUGAAGAAAAGAAUAUUAUAGACCCUAACACGAAUAAGAAAUAUUUCAAGAGAGGGGAACUUUUGGCUAAAGAACAAGAAGAAUACUUAAAGAAAUACGGUCCUCAAGUUAGUGAACCAGAAGACAACAAGCCAGACAUAAACAACGAAAAAGGUGACAGACAAGCAAGAAAUGAUGCAGAAAACACAGAGAUAGUUGGACUGCCGAGAACAGAGGUGAUAAAAAGGUUGAGGGAAAGAGGUCAUCCUAUUUGGCUGUUUGGUGAAAAUGAACUGCAAUCAUUUAAAAGGUUGAGACGGAUAGAGAUUCAGGAACCGGAAGCCAAUAGAGGUCUCAGGAAUGAUUUCCAAGAAGCUAUGGAAAAAGUGGAUGAAGCUUAUCUAAAUGAAAUAUUGGCACUGGGAACACAGAUUGACACUGAGAAACAAAUAAAGGAAGAUGCUCUAGAUGACUCUAUCACAUAUGACUUUAUUCAAGAGAUGGCGAAAACUAUGGGGCAGGGAGACAAGAACCAUGAUAUGAAUGUUAUAUUAGCUUUGUUACAGUUUCUCUUAAAACUAUGGGGACAACAGCUGAACUCUGCAACCGGAGCAGAAAAGACAGCAGUCAAACACAAAAUGACAAGAGCCACAUUCACACAAACACAAGUGUAUUUGAAACCGCUUGUAAGGAAACUGAAAAAGAAGAAUCUUCCAGAUGAUAUCUGUGAAAGUCUCUGUGAGAUAACUAAACAUUUGCUUGAAAGAAACUACAUAAUGGCAAGUGAUGCAUAUUUACAGAUGGCAAUAGGUAAUGCACCUUGGCCUAUUGGUGUCACUAUGGUUGGUAUCCACGCUCGUACUGGACGAGAAAAGAUUUUCUCCAAAAACGUAGCUCACGUUAUGAACGACGAAACACAAAGGAAGUACAUACAAGCAUUGAAGAGAUUAAUGACAAAAUGUCAGGAAUACUUUCCAACUGACCCUUCACGAUGUGUGGAGUAUACUACGACUAGAUAAUAUUAUAGAUCUUGUGAAAAUUAUUGUGUUUUUUUUUCUACCCUUAAUGUGCGCUUUAAAAUUAAUAAAUAUUGAGUUGAGUUAUGAUGUAACUUUUUGAAACUUUUUGAGUCGUACCCUGAUAUUGGAGAUAAAGUGCUAUGUAGCCCUAUCGAGAGUUUGCCGGCUUGUAAUAGGGAUUUAAUUAAGGCCCAACAAACAAUCUUGGAACGGGACGAAUAUAAAGCCGAUGUAGCAAAGUUAGAAUAUUGUUUCUUAAAACGUAACAUCCAUGCAAGGUUUUUUGGUUUACCAGUUUGCCCCGAAUUACAUCGUACGGUAUUCCCAAAAAAUGUGGACUUGGGAUGUUUUUUAAAAGUUACAGGUACUGUUGUAAGAGUAACGCAAUCCAAGAUGUUGGAAUAUCAGCGGAAAUAUGUGUGUGUCAAAUGUAAAUUUGAAAACUGUAUUGAAGCUGAAUUUGAGAAUAGAUACAUCUUAAAAGCCCCUUCUAAAUGCGCGAGUGAUGUCAAACCUUGUAGAAGUUCUACCUUUACUCAAGUUCCCCUCGUUUCUAGAGAACAUUGCAAAGAUUAUCAAGAAAUUAAAAUACAGGAGCAAGUAAAUAAACUAAGCAUUGGUACUAUUCCCGGGUCAAUGUGGGUAGUGUUGGAGGAUGAUUUAGUUGACUGUUGCAAACCUGGUGAUGAUGUCAUCAUUUGUGGUACAUUACGGAGACGUUGGCGACCAUCCAGCCACAACAAAAAAUCAGAAGUUGAACUUGUACUACAAGCAAACUUUGUCGAAGUAUCAAAUGCACAGAGGUCAGAGGUUGUGGCAUCUGCUCCCGAUGUUAAGGACUGCUUUGACGAGUUCUGGUUGAAGUAUGAAGCUUGUCCUUUGAAGGGUAGAGACCGUAUACUAGCAUCUGUUUGUCCUCAGGUUUAUGGACUACAUUUAGUGAAGCUUGCAGUACUGCUAACAGUCAUCACUGGUUCAAAUCACGUUGUUGAAAAUGAUGCCAAAAGGUCUGCCCAAGAUGAAAAACAUGCCACUCGCGUAAGAGGGCAGUGUCAUUUGCUCUUAGUAGGAGAUCCAGGUACAGGAAAAUCACAGCUGCUUCGUACUGGAUCAGAAUUGACUGCGCGUUCGGUGUUCACGUCAGGAGCCGGAAGCACUAGAGCAGGGCUCACCUGUGCUGCACUCAGGGAGGAUGGCGAAUGGCAGCUAGAGGCUGGCGCUCUUGUAUUAUCUGACGGAGGUGUUUGUUGCAUUGACGAAAUAUCACAGCUACGGGAACACGACCGAACUGCUAUCCACGAGGCGAUGGAGCAACAAACAAUAUCUGUAGCUAAGGCUGGCAUAGUCUGCAAGCUCAACACAAGAUGUGCCAUAAUAGCCGCGUGCAAUCCAAAGGGGCAUUACGAUACUGAUCAACCACUGAGCGUCAAUGUGUCUCUUGGUACUCCUCUGCUAAGUAGGUUCGAUUUAAUAUUUAUACUACUAGACUCUAAAAACAAAACCUGGGACAAACUUGUGUCAUCAUACAUACUGUUUGGAGAUUCCAAUGCGGUUAAUACUAAGAAAAAAUGGACUCUCGAAAAGUUGCAGAUGUAUAUAAGUCUAGUCGGACCAAAAUAUACUGAAAUGACGAAAUCAGCUAACAUGAUACUUCAAAAGUAUUAUAUGGCGCAAAGAAGAUCUGAGCAUAGAGACCCUUCUCGCACCACAGUCAGAAUGCUAGACAGUUUAGUAAGAUUGUCUCAAGCGCAUUGCAGACUAAUGUAUCGAAAAACAAUCCUGCCAAUGGAUGCAGUAAUAGCAGUUUCACUCGUAGACUUAUCGAUGCAAGAUUGUACGCUUAACGAUACGGUAGACGCUUUACAUUCUACAACUCCCAAAUACCCAGACUUUGAUUACCUAUGCACAGCUAAGAAACUGCUGACUCGACUAAAUCUCCUCGACAUUUGGAGAAAUGAACUUUUAUACUAUGCUAAACUAAUGCAAGUUGACCACAAAACACUUGAAAGCGAUAUAGAAUCAGGCAAUUGUAAAUUAUUUGCCAAACACGAUGACGUCACCGAUGACAAUAUACAUCUUUCUUCAACACUUAUUACUAGUUCUUACUUUAAUAAUAAUAAGAAAUCAAAGAAUGAUACUGAUGAUCAAAUUGAAGAGAACAAUGGUAGAACAGAUAAUAAAUUCAAAGAUCCAGAUAUUCAUGAAAAGUUUGCAGUAACAUUGAAGAAACAUUCGACGUUAAAUAAAGCAGCCAAUGACCCGUCAAAUAUACCAACUAAAAAGGCCAAUAAGCGAAAAAGGAAAGAAGUAGUUGUAGACUCUAGACCCGUUAAAAAUAAAUUGCCAAAGAAAAGAAAGAAAUCUAAGGACAAAAUGAAUCAUGACGAUGAACAAUCCAAUAGUGAAAAUGAAUUAGAAAUAUUAAACGCUGUGCCUAGUGUAAACGACGCUUUAGCUGAUUUAGGCCUUGAUUUCAGUUUUAUGAAAGAAAACAAUAAGAAUAUUGUCGUCAAGUCUGAACCUAAAGAUUUGGAGACAUCUGAUGAGAUUCUUGAUAUUUCUAUAAAAAAUAAUGAUAGUAUAGUUAACAAAAGUCCUAAAGAAGAAUUAAAUAAAAGCGCGUCAAAAGAUAAAACUAUCAAUAAGUUGAAAAUGUUUCAGUUUUCUAGUAAAAAGGAUUUUGAUAAAUAUGAUGAAAAGCCAGGGCAAUCAGCAGAUAAUAAAUCAAAGAGUUUAGUAGUAUCAAAAGAAAACAGAGCAGAUUUGUUGGAGAAUAAACCAUCUACAUCAAAAUCAAAGAUUUCUAUGUUUGAGAAUCUAACAAACUCAUCACAGAAAGACAAAGUAACAAAUAUUUCAGAAUUGAAAGGUAAAGAAAAUAGCAAUUCUUUACAAAUAGUAUCUACUAGUUCUCAACUAUCAAUAUUUGAGAGUUCCGAUUGUGAUAUAGAUUUUGAUAUUUAAUCAUGAAUUAAUGUAUUUUUAAAUAAAUCAAAUUUAAUUUGAA